Pangasianodon hypophthalmus (striped catfish) is the source of this 4790-nucleotide messenger RNA. RefSeq names its product protein enabled homolog. NCBI's taxonomy places the organism in Eukaryota, Metazoa, Chordata, Actinopteri, Siluriformes, Pangasiidae. The record is from RefSeq and is a predicted model, not a curated record. Bases 1243 to 1920 code for a protein of 225 amino acids. The transcript has 3 exons.
UAGGUCAGUCAAUGAAUGUGCAUACAGGCACACAGGAAAAUAAUCAAUGACAGGGUCAUAUGAUGGAGCCCAAAGUGAAGAAGAGUUACUGUAACCUGAAGACUUUCUCGUGUCGGGAAACUUCUGACUGUUACUAAACAUUGACACUGGAUACUCUGUCCAAAAAUGCUAAAUAAAUGUCUCUUUGUGAGUUGUUAGUAGAGAAACAAUAACUUAUGAGAUUUAGUGCAUUAAUAUAAACCUUGUAACUGGAACUACUGACAGAGCUGAUGUUAUAGAAAAUUAAUCAACUUCUUUUGAGAGCUCAGAGCUGAGCGUUCAGCAGUGCUCUAGUGUAAAACAGUUUAACUCAUUACAACCGCCUGAGGUAAAAAAAAAAAAAAAAAUUAAUUAAAAAAAAAAUUUCAUGAUUUUACCACUUGCAAUAAAUGUAGUUAAAUGUAGUUAAAUGAAUAGCUUCACUACUUGUAUCAGAUACAGGCACAUGCAGACUCAGAGUUAUCCCAUUAUUCAAUUAAUAUGAUUGAAUCAUAUUCACAAUUUAAUCGUGUUGAUUAAAUUAUUGCCAUAAUCUUUUUUUUUUCCUUUUUUGCAGGUAUGACAUUACCGUGCACACGUAAAUGCACUCUGUGAUUGCAUACAGGCCUAUGGGGCAGUUGACUGUGUGUAUGUGCGUGUGUGUGAGUCAGUGAAACAGGGGUCAGUAUCAGGGGGCUUGGUUGCAAUGGUGAGCAUAAAUAUUUUACUCUCUUCUCAGAUUUCUCUUUGUUCAUGAAGUUACCAGCUGCCAUGCACUCUAACGAACAUGUGAAAUAAAAUAGGAGGGCAAAGAAUUCAGUGCUUUAGAGUAGUCAGGUACACAGACACUGUUAGUUUACCACAUUAACAAGCAUGCACAGGGAGAAAAUGUGCUCUGCUGCAUUUUAAGUAGCAGUGGAGGACUACCAAAAACUCAUUAAUGGCAAAAGGAUGAGCAUGGGGAAGCAUAAAGACAGCUGAGACGAAAUUAUCAACCAUCUGAAACUACAGAGUGAAGAAAAGCUGACGAAAGGUAUUACAAAACUUAUUUUUGAGGUUGUGUUUUAAAAAUGCACUUUAGCCCAUCCGUAGAAUUUUCUUUUUACUAUGGUUUUACUUUUUCCUGUAUACUCACUAAGUAGUCUAUAAUAGUCUAUAAAUACUCACUAUAGUAUAUAAUUAAUUCAUAGUUCUCCUAAUAGUCUUAUAGUCUUACUAAGUGCAAUGUCCUGUGUGUCAGUAUUUUGUGAGCGUGAGCUCAUUAUGGAAGGAAGGAUGUCACAUUUCAGCAGAGCCUCAAAAGACAAAUGUGAUGGAAAAGAAAGAAAUGAAAGACUAGCACAGAGACAAAAGAGAAAAGGAGCUAAAAAUAUCAGUACUGCCAGAUCUUCAAGCGAGGCUGGUGAGAGGCUUCCUCUUAUUGGCUCUGUAGAGAUCAGGGCAACAGAGAAAUCAGCCAUCACCUCUCUGGCUGGGAAAAGAAAGCGUGCUCAGCCUCCCAUCUCUACUGCCCUCCAGAACAGUUUCAUGGGACCCUGGGAAGGUUCCUCCAACUCUGAGUCUUCUUUUACCAGCAUUCCCCCUCCUCCUCCUCUCCCUUCUCCUCCUUCUCCUCGACCUCCUCCACCGCUCACAUCGUCUGAGAUUUUUCCAAAUCCACCGCAGGCAAUCAGAGACACUAACCCCGGUAGUCAACAAAGUUUUCUCGUGAAGCGACGACUCCUCCAUUUGAGAGGACCCCCCAGACCCCCUCGCUUACCUCCAUUACGCCAAGUUACCAAUCUCAGUUUUUCACGGAGUUUCACGUUCUCUUUUUUCGAGCUGCCAUGGCAUCAGUCAGUGCAAAAUCGAGCAGAUCGACUCAAAGAGCUUGUUGUGUUGCUGAGGAAAAUACAGUACUGACUGAACUGCAUCUCUUUAUCCCUUCAUUAUUACUACUAUAAAAAUGGUCAUAGUUGAUACAGUUAUUAUCAUUAUUAUUUGUUAUUAGUCUAGCUGACCAGUCACUUUAGUUAAAUGUGUUUAAUUGAAUGAGUUUUUAAGCUCAGAAAUUUAAAAACAAGUGUCAAAUUGAAUCUAACAGCAAUUUUAAGAGGCACAGUCUUGUUGAUAAAUACAUCAUGCUUCUAUUUGUAAUGCAGCGUAGCUUGUUUGGAUUUUAUGGAUUGAAAGUUCAGGAAUAAAAAGCCUUCAAUAAAUAAAAUGAUGGUGCAUGUUUGGUUAUAUGAAUAGUUUAGAUUGUGUUCAUAAAAUAUGUCUGUGAUGCUCAUUAGGGGUUCUGUAGCUGUAAGUCUGAGAACCCGUGCUUGAACAUAACCAUUAGAUUUGGGAUAUUAGCAGUGAAAUGACUCCAAUCUUGAAGUUAAUAAGAUGUUUUGAAUUAAGCUGAAUCAUUUUAUAAUCAUUUUAGAUUAGUAGAUAAAGCCACUAAUAUUGGUGUUUUCAUUGGUUAUUUUACUUGAUAAGAUAUUAUUUUAAUGACGUGCUUUGACUAAAGCUAUGAUUAUGAGCUAGUAAACUAUUGACGUAUCCUCAUAUGUCUUGGUAGACCACUCCAAAAUCACAAAGGUCAACCUGCUAUCAAUAUUACCUGGAUGACUAGGAUAUUUUUCUUAUAUUGCCUUCAGUAAUGAGAUUCACUGUGUGUAAUAAUUAACCCUUGUGUUGUGUUUAAGUCACGCUUACAUCUUUGGUGUUCUUGGUCAAAACUGACCAGGCCCCUUGAAACGGUUUAUAAAGCAUUUUUAAAAUAUUCAUUAUCACCUAUUGUUGCAUUACAUAUUUAUUUUAAAUAACCCCAUUUCUAGUCAUUAUCACAACAUUUACAUUCCUUUGUGGAAUUUAUGGUGAACAAGCCUAACUUAGAUUUAAUUAUACUACUCAUUUAUGAGCAAAAUCAGCACUGUUUUAUUUGGGAUACUGUAGACCAGAGACCAGAGAAAAACCUUCACCUGAGUGAUUAUCAAAGACUGGUUGGCUAGACUGCUUUGUCAAAGAUUAAACCAGAUACUUGCUUUUUAAGCAUUACAAAUUUAAUCAGGCUAAAGGUAAAUGAAUAGUGCCAAACAGUGGCGCUAACAACAAAACUUUACAUGUUUUGAAAACUGUAUGGAUUCAAUAACAUUGGAUGCAAAAUGAACAGUGCCGCAGAGUAAAAAAUAAAAUCUGAACAAACAUAAAGAAGACCUAACAAAUAAUAAUUAGUCCCAUUAAUGACUUAAAUACACUUGUACAUCUUUACAGUAUAACUUACAACAGAAAUUUAAUGAUGUACACAGACAGUGGGGUUGAGGUUAGGGCUCUGUGCAGACCACUCGGGUUCUUCCACUCCACUCUUGGCAAGCCAUGUAUUCAUGGCGCUCUCUUUGUGCACAGGGGCAUUGCCAUGCUGGAACAUAUUUAUGGGCCUCAGUUGGAGUGAAGGGAAAUUGUAAUGCUAUGGUAUACAAAGACUUUCUAUACAAUUGUGUAUUUCCAACUUUGUGGCAACAGUUUGGGGAAGAUCCACAUAUGGGUGUGAUGGUCAGGUGUCUACAUACUUUUAUCCAUAUAGUGUAUUUUGUACAUAAUAUUUGGCAAUUAAAUUGAAAAGAAAGACAAUAACAGUACUUCAAUGACACCGCAUGAUCCUUCCUAUUAUGCUUUGCUGUUUAAGUAAAAAGCUGCUUUUAGGUCUUAAAUUUCCACUCAUAUUAAAAUGAGAUUUUAAACAGACUGUGAUGAGCAAUAAUGAAAUACAGCUUAUUUUUAUCUCCAGCAGGUUUUCCUGCUCUCUGAAUGUCCCAGAAUUUUUAAAUACCCCAAAUGAACUGUAGAUUUGGCAUGAUAUUUGAUAAAAUUUUUACUGUUAUUCAGAAGAAAAUAUAGUGCAAAAUGUAUUGAAUAACAAAGACUUCAGUCAGUUGUUUUUCUUCUAAUUAACAAAUCCAAAGCCUGAGGUUUGAUCCUGAGCUCUGGUCCAUGUGGAAUUUUGUAUGUUCUUUCUGUAUGUUGUGUGUAUUUCCUCCACAAUUAUAACUCUUUCCACACUCAUUUAAACUUCACAUUUAUCUUAAUGUUUGUAACUCAGUUCUGUAUGUUUUAGGAUUGGUGUUUUAAUGCAGCAAGUCUACACCCUAUAUUUUAUUUGGGCAAGUGUAAUCAUUUUUUUUUAAGGAGAACCUGAUUGUAUUUCUUUAAUGGAUUUUGCUGGUAUCGUCACUCCAUCUGACAUGCUUACAGACUUCUUACAGUGUAUUUGUAUGCGAUUUGUAAUCAAAAGUUCAAGUCUUGAGCUUGAACAUCACCAACAGGCAAUUAUACACUUAAUAUAUGAUGCCAUGGAACCUCAUCUGCCUUUAACUUUGUUGCUGGCCAUGAGUGUUUAAGUACAACCUGCUUGUACAGAUCUGUGUUCCUCAGAAGGAGGGGUGUCUUUUCACUAAAGAAAAUCUAGAGACAUCGACAAUAGCUCCUUAAAGAGAGGAAUAAUCACACAGAAUGAACUUAUAGUGAAAGAGAACAAGGAAUUGACACUCUUAAUUAAUUAAUAUCUGUGCUCCCAUAGCAGCCGGCAUUCUCAAUGAUCAUAAUAGUAAUAAACUUUAGCAGAUGGAUCAUUUACAGCUGUGAAAUGUUUAUCAGUAAAGGGGAAGGGCAGCUACCUUUUGGAAGUAGUUCAAAAACAUGACCUGUGUAGGGAAUAUAAAUAUGGAUAAUAUCAUCCAGCAUAUUUUCAUAUUUUCCAAAACAUGCUCUCUCUAUGUCCCAGAGUUAUGUUUACCAACUUUAAU